Haemonchus placei is the source of this 759-nucleotide messenger RNA. Lineage: Eukaryota; Metazoa; Nematoda; Chromadorea; Rhabditida; Trichostrongylidae. The record is from the annotation of a GenBank genome assembly.
AUGAAAGGCUGGAUUCCAACUAAACUAUCAUUGAUCACGCUAUUGUCUUCUUCACGUCAUCCAAGACCGCUGACAUCGUCUCACUGUCAGCUAUUACUGGUGGACGCACAAUCAACUCGACAGUUAAAGUACGUUGGAACAGGAGAUCCUACGCGGCAAAGUCUCUGUGAGGAGAAGACAACGGAUGUGGGUGAAGAUGGAAAAUUGGUGGAAACAUUCUUCACAGUCGGAGAGAGCACUGCCAUCCCUGAGAGCGACGUUUUGAGUGAAAGAGGAGACGAGAUUGUGGCAAGGGAGAAUUCGAAUCGAACGAAUGCAGACAACUGCGAACUGGUGGAGCAAAUAAGGUUAAUGAGGUUAGCCACCGUAGGCGCAUUUCGGGAUCUCGAGAAAAAGAUGGAUAGGAUGGAGCACCGCCACGAGCGACGCGUAAUCGCGCUACAGGCGGAGAUUCGAGAACUUAAAGAGCAACUAAGUUGUCGGUCAACAGAGAGCGGAUUGGACUUCUCGAUUUUCUCUCAAGAUCGACUCGAGGCUCUGUUGUCUCUCAAGCACGGGAGUAUUACGAAGUUCGCUCUAGCAGUAGAGCAGGAACUGUUCGAAGACAACCCUUUGGAGCUACUUAAGAAUGUGGAGGAUAGAAUAUACUCAGCAAAAAGAAAUCGACUACUUGCAAAAGGUGAUAUUUUCUACUCAUAUAUAAAUGAAGGCAUAAUGGGGAAAAAGUGCUAUCUCCAUGGAAAAAUUUCCAUAUCAUAG